This is a messenger RNA of Portunus trituberculatus (swimming crab), 453 nucleotides long. RefSeq names its product tigger transposable element-derived protein 1-like. Gene Ontology annotation, molecular function: DNA binding. The transcript has a single exon. The coding region runs from base 1 to 453 and encodes 150 amino acids. Gene Ontology annotation, cellular component: nucleus. Lineage: Eukaryota; Metazoa; Arthropoda; Malacostraca; Decapoda; Portunidae. The record is from RefSeq and is a predicted model, not a curated record.
AUGCCCAACAGGACCUACAUCACCCAAGAGGAGAAGCUGCUGCCAGGACACAAGCCUAUGAAGGACAGGCUGACACUCAUGUUCUGUGCUAAUGCAAAUGGUUAUUGCAAGAUCAAACCACUGCUUAUUUAUCAUUCUGAAACCCCAAGAGCAUUUAAUAGACACAAUGUGAUAAAAGCAAGCCUGCCAGUGAUGUGGAGAGCCAACCCAAAGACUUGGGUCACUAGGAUGUUUUUUAUGGAAUGGAUAGUGCAGGUGUUUGGCCCAACAAUUAAGAAAUAUCUGGAGCAGAACAAGUUACCACUGAAGUGUCUGUUGCUGAUGGACAAUGCUCCUGCACACCCUCCAGAUUUGGAGGCAAACCUACCAACUAACCUUGAUUUUAUCAAUUUAGUUCCUACCACCCAACACCCAACACAACACCUCUGCUACAGCCCAUGGACCAGCAGAUGA